AUGAUGCCAGAAGGAUUCCAACUUCCCCAUAAGUGCUGGAAACUCAUCAAGGCACUUUAUGGACUGCGGAUCUCACCCAAGUUAUGGAAGCAGGAGGCCACCAGAGUUUUCAUUGCGUCAGAACUCAAACCCGUUCCCGAAGACCCGUGUGUCUUCGUGGGUGAUGGAAUAAUCAUCUGGUUCUAUGUGGACAAUAUACUCAUCGCCAAUUUCCCUUCGAAACGAAAUGCUGCAGAGAAGCUCGAAGGAGAGCUAGAAAAGCAGUGGGAACUCACAGACCACGGAGAUGCUGCUUGGUUCCUUGGGAUUCGUCUCUUACGUGAUAGGAGACGUCGACGACUUUGGCUAUGCCAGGAUUACUAUAUCCAGAGCAUCGCUAUGCGAUAUCACCUCACGACACGUUCGCCUGUCUAUACCCCUUUAACGACCGAGGAACUGAGGAAAUACGAAGGAACAGCUAGCGCCCAGGACACGAAACUUUACCAGGGUAACGUUGGGUCAGUCCAGUAUGCGACAACCGCUACUCGCCCCGAUGCUGCAUUCGCUGCCUCCAAGCUGUCGCAGUUCCUCACGAACCCGGGUCCGGAACACCACCGAGCGAUUGACCGGUUGAUCUGCUAUCUCCUCACAACCUGCUACCACGCAAUUACCUAUUGCGGUGCGGAAGAAAUCUCGAGAACGGUUCUGAAGUCGGUCGAGUUCGCUAGCGACGCUGCCUAUGGAGAUAUGUCCGACCGGCGCAGCUCCGCAGGAUACAUCAUACAGGUCUAUGGAGGCCCUGUGGACUGGAAAGCCGUGAAGCAGCCCACUGUCACCACGUCUACGACAGAGGCCGAGCUGGUAGCGUUAGCGGACUCCGGAAAAUCCCUACAAUGGUGGAAAUGUUUCAUGCAAGGCAUUGGUUUUGAUCCCGGCCACCGACUGUCAACUCGCUGUGACAACAAACAGACAGUAAAUCUCAUGUCUUCCGAGGAUGCCAAGAUCACCACAAAACUGCGACACGUCGAUAUCAACGGACACUGGAUUCGCCAGGAGGUUAAGGGAGGCCGAAUCGACCUCGAAUGGACACCGACGGGAAAGAUGGUCGCAGAUGGACUCACGAAGGCCCUAACGAGGCCAAAGCAUGAGGAGUUCCUCACGAUGCUGCGCAGGGAGAAUGUCAAGGAUUUGAUAGAUCCAUGA
Molecule: messenger RNA, 1182 nt
Organism: Penicillium bovifimosum
Lineage: Eukaryota; Fungi; Ascomycota; Eurotiomycetes; Eurotiales; Aspergillaceae
Product: Ty1/Copia family ribonuclease HI
Exons: 1
Coding region: 1-1182 (393 amino acids)
Source: RefSeq, a predicted model, not a curated record